CCGUGUCUCUCCACGCACGAGUGUUUUUUUUAUUUUUUUAAUUUUUUUAAAACGAACUGCAGUGCUGUCUCUCUCUCUGUGACUUUUGUUUGUUGCGUUUGUGUCUCCGAGCGAGUCGCUCUUCUCGGGGCCACUGAGGCGAAUCGAGAGAGUAACGGUCGCGGUUGUGUGAGCGCGAGGAGGCGAGGGUGGCGCUCAGCCUCCUCCUUAUAAUUUGUUAGCUCAUCUCUCUCUCAUAUAUAUCUAUCUUUGUCUCUAUCAUAAAUAUCUGUCUCUCCAUAUUGUAUUUAUCUAUAAUCUGUAUAUCUGCCAGGCUAUAUUGUUUAUAAUCUGUAUCUCAGUCUCUCUCUCUCUCUCUCUCCCUUCACUGACUCCACCGCCACUCGCUCGCGAUGUGCGAAUUAUUACUUUUACGUGUCUUACACUCACUGCUCGGUAAUUUUUACUCUCUCACUCACCAUGUUUCCCUGCAGGAGACGCCUCCAGCGAGGACGCGUUCAGCAUGGACGCGGGCGCAGAAGAUGUGCGGCGUUUCCUGCGCGACUUUGUCGAGGAGUUCCCGAAACCGCCGGCGCCCGAGGAGCCGCUGCCCUGUGCCCCCCACAGCAGCCAGGUCAGCGCUGACGAAGUCCACGGGGAGGCCCUGGAGAUGGCAGCCUGCCUGCUGGCCGCAAGGAAGGCGCCCCCCCUGCUGAGCGCCUCCCUGGUCGGUGCAGCUGUGUCCGAGCUCCUCGAGAGUGACCUCAGCCCCUUCCGCUGCCCGCAGGAGCCAGGCCAGGAUGUUGUGUUGCUCCAGUCAGACCCGCUCCAGCGCCUCCUGUUCAGCAAGCUGUGGGAGUUGGUCUUCUCUUGGCACCAGAAAACCCCCAUCCUGCCUCAACCCCCCACCCGCUUUCUGCGCGCCUCCAUCCACGCUAUCCGCAACACGCGACGGAAGAUGGAGGACCGUCACGUGGCCCUGGCGCAGUUCAGUCAGCUCCUUGGCAUUAAGGACGGGGUGCAGCGCGGCUACUUUGCAGUGUUUGACGGUCACGGUGGCGUCGAUGCCGCUGCUUACGCCGCCACUCACCUGCACGUGGUUCUCAGCCUGCAGGAGGCGCUGAAGAGCGACCCGGUCACUGCCCUCAAGAGCGCUUUCAGGCGCACGGACGACAUGUUCAAGCUGAAGGCCACAAGAGAGCGCCUGCGCAGCGGCAGCACGGGUGUGGCUGUUUUGGUGGCGGACGACUGGCUGCAUGUGGCCUGGCUGGGGGACUCCCAGGUCAUGCUGGUGAGUCAGGGGGAGCCGGUCACUCUCAUGGAGCCCCACAAGCCGGAGAGGGAGGAUGAGAAGCAGAGGAUCGAGAAUCUAGGUGGAUGCAUAGCUUUCAUGGGAUGCUGGCGAGUCAAUGGCACUUACGCCGUUUCCAGGGCAAUCGGCUUCUUCUGUUCCCUUCCCUGCCCAUCUCUGCCAGGCGACUUUGACCAGAAGCCUUACAUCUCGAGUGACGCUGACGGCACGUCGAUGCACCUGGCUGGCCAGGAGGACUACGUCCUGCUGGCCUGCGAUGGCUUCUUUGACGCAGUGCAGCCGUCUGAGGUGCCCGGCCUGGUGAACGAGGCGCUGCUGGAGAGCCAGGGACAGGGCGACCCGGUGGCCCAGCGGCUGGUGGCACAGGCGAAGGCUUCUGGCUCCAGUGACAACAUCACUGUGAUGCUGGUCUUCUUGAGGGACCCAGAGCUUUUGCUGAGGGAGGCGGUGGGGCGAAGCACACCGAGUUUCCCCGGGGAGGAAGCCGACGCUCCUCGACCGCAGUCGGCCUGAGGCAUCGGCACAGGCUGCGCUCGAUCCGUGACGCUGGUGUUUAGUGUACGUGUAAAUAGGAUGUGGUUUCAUGUAACUACUGAGUUUUUUCCUUCGCCAAUGAUAAAGUGUAAACGUCCGCUUGGGGUGCCGCUCAUGGUUUCUGUCACAGAGUUUUGCAGAUUGUGAAUGGGGGCGUGAUUCACUUUUGAUUUAGCCCCUGUACAGCUGCUGUAGUUUUCUUUUGGGGGGGGAGGGGGUGGGGGUGUUGUUUCAAGGUUUUGGUUUUGACAUUUUUUCCCUGAUGUGUCGUUGCGGAUCAGUAGGUGAACACAGUGAUGACAGGAGCUUACUGUGUCACUUGAGCGCGUCAGAGAUCUGUUACAUUUAAUUCAUUUUUUUAUAGAGUGCUCUUCUCAUGCAGUGACACAGAGCGUUUAACAUCUAGCAGCCUGGUCUCAUAGAGCUUCUGUGCUAAUGCUGCAUUUCCAAACGAGCCGGAAUUCUGCUCUUUCACUAAAGUUGUGCUCGUGCUGGAGCUGAGCUCUGUGUUCGUGUGCAACACUCAUGGGCUCAUUGAGCACGUGUGUGUACAUACAGUGGUGUGUGACAUUAUUUCACCAUAUCUUUUCCAUACGUUAAAGCAUCUUUUUUCUUUUCCUAGCAGGAAAGGAAAAAAUGACUUUAAAAAAACUAGUACAUAAUCCACGAGAAGAACAAACUGGAGACGUCUGUUUCCACUAAAAUAUUUGGCUAUGGCUUCAUCCUCACCAUUCCACUGUGUUCUUGUUCAGCUGAACUUCCUGCUCGCUGCAGAAACGUCGGCACUGGGCCGAGCCGAACCAAAGGCAGCAGGAACACUGAGCACACACCUUGCUGGCCAUCUGCAGCUGACCGACGUCUGGAGCUUAAUGAGGGCCCAGUGGCCGGAGCAUCUGCUAGAAUAUUCUGAAGCCUUUAGGUGUAUAUCUGUAGUUAUAUGAUACAAUGGCCUAUUAAUAGGGAAUGGAAAGGGAAGGCAAAGAUGGUGUAAAAUAAACCAGCUCUGCUCAUCUGGUCAGAGUUUUCCUGCUGUCCUGUGCUACUGGGGGGCAGAACAGAGAUCACAUGGAGGACAUGUGGAACUGCCCUUUGUGGUCCUGGUCAGGAAGUGUUCGCAUCUCAUUUUGAGCUUGACUCAUUUUCCUGUGGUUCACUGUGAAACUGCUGGGAAAUGUGCAAAACGGAGAUUGUCACCCUGCGCUCCCAGUCACGGUCAGCGUGCGCUCGUUCGGCGAAUGUACACCAUGUCCUGGGCCACGAGAGCAAAAAACUUCUUGCCAAAGAACAUUUUACCCCCACACAAUAUCACCAUAUCAAAGUUUCGCAUAGCUGGUGUCGAAUGCAGUUGCACCGAAACAAAGGCAAUUGUCACAGGGCUCAGCCGAAACACAGCAGUGUUAUAUUUCAGGACUGCUGGGGGCUUGGAGCUCUUUGCUCUUUAAUACUCCUGUUGGGUGACACCCAGAUGCAACUCAACUAGCAGCGCGCAGAAUUUUGAUGAGCUGGGGUCUCGUAUCACACAGGUGCCACUGUGAAGCAAAGCUGGGAACCAAAUAUUCUUGUCUUUUUCUUGUUACACUUAUUGGGUUGUAGUCAGAAAUGCUUGAAAAAGCAGAACAUUUACUUAUGUGUUAUUUGUUUCCAUGGUAUCUGUGUUAAUAUUGUGACGGUAGCCUCAUCUACACCCUUUUUCUGCAUCUGUUCCACGUGAGUGUGGGGGACAUUUGUAAGGAUUGUUAAUGAAAUUAUACAGUAUUAAACUUCCAGUGUUAUUAGUUUUAGUAUGUACUCUUCCACAAUGAAAUGGUCUUUCCUUCUUUUUUAGUCCUGGGGGAGGUACUGGAAUUAAAUAAAACUGACGUGAGGUAAUUUUGUACUUAACUGCUUUUAUAUUACAUUUGUAGGUCAUCUUACAUACAGUAAGUUAACUUUUUAAGUGCCUUAAAGAUUUAAAACCAGUCAGUUACUAUAAUAGCUUGCAGAUUUGCAUAAUGUGAACGUCAAGAGCUUCACACCACAAGGGAAAUACUUUAUCAAGAUUUAGAUUUAAAACAUUACAUUGAACAUUGACCGAGGAAGUGGAUGAUGUGGUACUCUUGGGUGUAACUCCUAUGAAAGGUCUAGUGAUCAUUUUCUGUUUUGUGGCAGUGUUGCCGAACACACUCUUCACACGCUCACCUGUGCUUCUCAAGUUGUGGUGAUGUGUGUGUCAUCAGUGUUUUGUGACUUGCAGUAUUACGUCCUGUUUGUUUUUUCGUGAUGUGACAUUUUCUAAGACCUGUUGCUAUUUCUCUGUUGCUUAUUAUGUUUUUUCCAGUAUUUAUAAAUGUGCUAUAAUAAAUUUGAAGUUAACCAAGUUGCACUGAAGGGAGUUGUGUGUA
Scleropages formosus (Asian bonytongue) is the source of this 4206-nucleotide messenger RNA. RefSeq names its product protein phosphatase, Mg2+/Mn2+ dependent, 1F (gene ppm1f). The record is from RefSeq and is a predicted model, not a curated record. Bases 503 to 1804 code for a protein of 433 amino acids. Gene Ontology annotation, biological process: protein dephosphorylation; negative regulation of protein kinase activity. The transcript has 8 exons. Gene Ontology annotation, cellular component: cytosol; nucleus. Gene Ontology annotation, molecular function: protein serine/threonine phosphatase activity; cation binding. NCBI's taxonomy places the organism in Eukaryota, Metazoa, Chordata, Actinopteri, Osteoglossiformes, Osteoglossidae.